AUGUAUCUCAGGGACUAUUGUGUUUUAUUAUUUCUCCUAAUUAUUUCGCAAUGCUAUGCUUUUUCCUGUCGUUUCGAAGAUCCUUCUAAGCUAGAAAAAUAUUCGAAUGUAUUCGAUAACUGCGUAAGGCAAAUAGAAGGUAACACCAGUGGAAGUAGACGGAAUUCCGCUGAUGACUGGACCAAUCAUAAGAAUAAAAGGAAUCAAUGGCAAAGAGAUUACCAAAAUGAAAACGGAGAUAGAGACAAGAAUGGAGAUGGAGAUAGAAAUAGAGAUAAUGGUAAUAGAGAUAGGAAUGGAGAAUAUGGUGAUAGAGAUAGAAACAGAGAUAGGGAUGACUCAAACGAAAGAAGUGAUAACAGACAAAAUAAAAAUUACAUGAAAGAUAACCAGUCCAAUAGAAUGAAUUCUAAACAAAGCAAUAAUAUGGGUUCUAGAAACGAUAGGAUGGGUAGUAUGAAUGGCGUUGAUGUAAGGCAUAGAGGAAGUAAUGAUAUGAUGAAUAGCUAUGGUAGAAAUGGUCAUUUGAGCGGUCAAGACGAGUUUCUACAAAGCGAGGAAUAUGGCAGCGACACGUCGCAUCACAACACUUAUUAUCCUUCGCCAUCAUCCCAACCCUCAAGAAGAUACAAACGAGAAAAGCGGGUUGAGAUGAAUUCGGGACAACGUAGCCAAUACAAUCCUCACUCGCAACGUUUCAGUGGUCACGAGGAUAGCUAUAAAAAUGAAAGGAACUCAAGUGACAACUCAAGUAGAGAAGUGAACAGGGCGUGUGUCUUGCAUUGUUAUUUAGAAAAUUUGCACAUGACAGGAGAUAACGGAAUGCCCGACAGAUAUCUGAUCACACAUAAUCUAAUGCAAGAAGAGACAGAUGAAGAUAUAAGGGAUUCUAUACAAGAAUCAACUGAAGAAUGUUUUCAAAUUCUUGACAAUGAAAACAUAGAGGAUAAGUGCGAGUUUUCUAAAAAUUUAUUCACGUGUCUAUUGGAGAAGGGAAGACCCAACUGUGAUGACUGGACUGAGAAGGCUAGAUUUUUAUUAGAG
Messenger RNA from Brenthis ino (lesser marbled fritillary), 1044 nucleotides. The record is from the annotation of a GenBank genome assembly. NCBI's taxonomy places the organism in Eukaryota, Metazoa, Arthropoda, Insecta, Lepidoptera, Nymphalidae.